AAUUUUUCAUGUAUAUAUGUGUAAUCAACCAAUCCGCUCUUAUGACAAUGUCAAAUUAGGCUUAAAUGUCAGUUUGGCUAGCCUGCGACGCGGACAGUUAACCUCGCUCCUCUCGAAGGCAAGAGUCAGCAACGAGCGCGACGAACCAAUCGCUGCUCGCAUUACGACACACCCUUUAAAUGCUCGUUUCGUUUAUUUUCGAGAUCCCAACGAGGUAGUGACUGAUAAAAGAUACGUUUAUCUCAUUACGAACAUCUUCUAAUAGGAUUUUGAUGUUCGUCGGCCUAUAACCAAUCGGAGCACUAUGACAGAACAGCAAAUGGAUUGUGCAUUAGACCUGAUGCGAAGACUGCCACCGCAACAAAUCGAGAAGAACCUUAGUGACCUAAUCGAUUUGGUUCCUUCAUUAUGUGAGGAUCUAUUGUCUUCGGUAGAUCAACCAUUAAAGAUUGCCAAGGACAAGGAGUCUGGCAAGGACUAUCUUUUGUGUGACUACAACAGAGAUGGAGAUUCAUACAGAUCUCCUUGGAGCAACACUUAUGAUCCGCCGCUAGAGGAUGGCUCGAUGCCUUCCGAACGACUAAGAAAACUGGAAAUAGAUGCCAAUCAUGCUUUCGAUCAAUAUCGAGAGCUCUAUUUCGAAGGCGGAGUGUCUUCGGUAUACUUGUGGGAUCUGGAUCAUGGAUUUGCAGCGGUGAUUCUUAUCAAGAAGGCUGGCGAUGGUUCCAAGAAGAUUAAAGGUUGUUGGGACUCGAUACAUGUGGUGGAAGUGCAGGAGAAAUCAACUGGUCGCACUGCUCAUUAUAAACUCACAUCAACAGCCAUGCUGUGGUUACAGACCAACAAGCAUGGCUCUGGUACAAUGAAUCUGGGUGGCAGUUUAACACGUCAGGUAGAACAAGAUGCUCAAAUCAGCGAAACAUCCCCUCAUAUUGCGAAUAUCGGCAGAAUGGUGGAAGAUAUGGAAAACAAGAUCCGCAAUACACUGAACGAGAUCUACUUUGGUAAAACAAAAGAUAUUGUGAAUGGGCUGCGAUCGGUACAAUCUUUGGCUGAUCAAAGACAGCAGGCUGCACUCAGGCAGGAUCUUGCGGCAGCACUACAGAGGCGAAACGCCAAUAAUUGAUCCUGUGAACACCAAGAAAACUUCAAUUAUGAUUGCGAAUAAAUUUCACGGUAUUUAUAGAUCCUUUAACUUUGCUUAGGAUCUUUCAAUUUUUCACAGACGUUUUUAUAUUUUGAAAUCCGUGGAAUCUUCUUUUAGAUUCUCUUAGAAAUGCUAAAUUUCUUAUGACUUUUAUCUGUUUUCUAACAGUCUUAAAAUCUUUUUAGACAUUUGGGAAUUUUAAAUGCUGCAAUCAAAAUUUUUUUAAGUCACACAGUAUCCAUAGAAAUCGUAGAAUUCCUGAAAUCAAAGUCAAUUUAUAUUUUUCAAAUGUGACAUUUAUUACAGCAUUUUGUUGCCCAAACACAUGGAUCAAUCACGAACGCGUUGAUUAAACCUAAACAGUAUGAAAUAAUUUGUUUAAUAUGGAAUGAAAUAGAAUUUAUUGUAAAUAUGCGGGAAAGGUGCAACGCGUUUUAGAAUGGUAAAUUAGAUAAAAAAAUGUAAAAUGCAAAAGAAAGAGUGAGUUAUAAUGUUAUAGUAUAACAUUUACUAUACAUGAAAGGAGACCUCGAAAAAAUUACAUUAAUUUUUAGCAAUUAGCAAUUUUCUCUUUCGGUUUGUAUUGUUUGAUAUACAGGGUGUCCCGAAAUUUUUGACACACCCGAAGUGUGAAAGUAGAUUGGGUCAAACUGAGUCGAAAAGUAUCCUGUACCAUUUUCCUCUAUAACGCUUCAGAAAGAAGUUAUUAUUGAGUAAAGCCUGGCGAAUCAGCGCCGAUCUUUAGCCGGACACACGUCAAUGAGCCGCGCGCCUGGUAGUGGUGUGCCGCUGUAACAGCUGAACGCUCACGCACUCUCAGGCGCGCGGCUCACCAACGCUUGACUAAAGAUCGGCGAUGAUUGGGCCAGACUUUAUUCAAGAAUAACUUCUUUGAAGCGUCAUAGAGGAAAUUUUAUUCAAUAAUAACUUCUCUGAAGCGUUAUAGAGGAAAAUGAUACAGGACUUUUUUAUUCAGUUUGGCCUAAUUUAUCUUCACACUUCGAGUGUGUCAAAAGUUUCGGGACACCCUGUAUAUAUGAAAAGAUGGUAAUAACUCUAUAACAUUUUUGAAAUGUUUAAAAAAAUAUCAAUAUUUCGCUUAUAUAUGUGUAUACUGUUUAGGAUUAAAUUUAAAAUCAUGUAAUUAAAUGCUGAAACUGAUAUAUGUAAAGUUGAAAAAGAAAUAUCGCAUCGCAAUUAUUGUAAGAUGAAAUCUGUCUUCACAAAUGAGAAGCUCCUUGAAAACUAUACAUAGAAAUUAUAAAUUUAUCUUUAUUUAUAUAAUUAAUAUUGAUUAAAUACGAAUUUAAACUUAAAGUUUUUGUAACAUUUAGGUGUAUUGAAGAAUAUCCCGUUUACAUAUUUAAAAUUAAAUUUUAAUAUAGCUCACACAUCCUCCGAGGGAUAGUAUAUAAAACAAUUUAUUUACGUAAAAAUCCAAAAGGAGCGAUUGCAUUUUGCAUUUGUUAUAAUGAUAAUGAAUCCAUAUUUAGUGCGCAAAUAAAAGUUUUCAAAUUAAAUUUUAUUUGUUUGUAUUAAAUAUUUUAUGAGUACAAAAAUCUGUCAGUACCAUAGAUCCUCGAAGUCACAGAUCCUUGAUAUCGCAGCGGGGAGGGGCGGGGGAGGAUAUACAUGAUAUUUAUAUAUAUUCUGGAAUUUGACGGAUCUUUGAUACUACAAAUCCUUGAACUGGUGAGUUAUUAGAAUCUCAAAGAUCGCCAGUACCAUGAGUCCUUGCGUCUUUAAAAUAAUUGUUAAGAAUUUUUACUUCAUCCUGAUUCUUGAAAUUUUUGAAUCUUUGAUACAUGAGAUAAUGUCGACAUAUUAAAGACUCUUGGUAUGAAUCCUUGAAAUCUUGUGUAAACGACUGCGCAACCAUACAUUUCGAGAAUCUCGCAUAUUCUAUGAUUCAUAGGGGUGCGCUUAGAUUAUUUCUCAUAUUAAGGAGGCACACAAAAAUAACGAAUAGAAUUUGUAAGUACGUAAAACACAAGAAAAAGAAAAGCAUAUUUUUUACGUUAGUGCCUUUUUUACACUUUUGUGAAUUACACCACCUCCCCCCAAUUACCCAUAUAAAUUAUUUUACUAUUACAUAUAUUAUUAACUUAGUGAGAUGUAAUUUAAUAUUUUUUUGCAAAUUUUGAAUAAUGGCAGUGUGCGGGCGAGUCAGUCUAAGAAAGGACUGAAAAAGAAAAGACAUCACCACACAUCAUUUCUCUGCGUGAAUAUUUUUUUCACUAUGUCUAUACUAUUUUUUUUUUUUUUUUUAAAUUGAUUUCUUCUUUUUUGGUUAUAGAGUUAACAAUCAAAAUAAUUAUGAACCUGGUCCAACAUAGCACACAUAGAUUACAGACGCUGAUUUAUUUCUCAUAUUAAUUAAUUAUUCGAUAUUUUGUUUAUUUCGAUUAUAAUAGAUGAGUUUUCGAUUUUAAUGUCGUCGCCAAAAGAUCAAAGUCAUCAAGGAAGGCGUUAUUUCGAAUUCCCUUUUAUAAAUGAUUAAAACGGAAUUUUACAAAACAUAUAAUUUUAAUAAAGAGGGAUAUAUGAGGAUAAUAUUUAUUAUAUAUACAUUGAAAUUUACAUGUAUAUAUAUUUGACGAUUUGAGGUCUUCGUAUCCAUUUGUAAAAUAAAGGAAUUUUAUUAAAUGUUUGAAGGACAUUUAAUCGCUAGGAACAUAUUUGAAACCGUAAUCCUAGCACGCUAACACAAAGCUCGAAAUGUGGAAGGAUUCUUGUAGCAAGUUAUAAGCAAUCUAAAUGUUUUACAGGAAAAAUAAAUUAAAAAUUAAAAAAAAUU
Molecule: messenger RNA, 3944 nt
Organism: Cataglyphis hispanica
Lineage: Eukaryota; Metazoa; Arthropoda; Insecta; Hymenoptera; Formicidae
Gene: cpb
Product: F-actin-capping protein subunit beta
Exons: 4
Coding region: 305-1126 (273 amino acids)
Biological process (GO): actin cytoskeleton organization; regulation of lamellipodium assembly; barbed-end actin filament capping
Cellular component (GO): F-actin capping protein complex; cytoplasm
Molecular function (GO): actin filament binding
Source: RefSeq, a predicted model, not a curated record